Colletotrichum truncatum is the source of this 669-nucleotide messenger RNA. RefSeq lists its product as uncharacterized. The record is from RefSeq and is a predicted model, not a curated record. NCBI's taxonomy places the organism in Eukaryota, Fungi, Ascomycota, Sordariomycetes, Glomerellales, Glomerellaceae.
AUGCCUUCUACCAGCCAGAUCGUUUCUGCCCUCGCUGCCACCGCCGUUGUCGGCGUUCAGGCCGCCAUGGGCCCUGCCUUCAGCACCGGCCCUGUCGCCUCCAACUCUUGGAUUCGUGAGGCCACCUCCACUCUCGUCCUUCCUGACGUUCCCUCCAACAGCAAGGGCGUCGCCUCUCUCUGGGUCGGUAUGGGUACCUCCAACGGUGAUCUCAUCCAGUCUAUUGCCGACAACUGGCAAUCCGACAAGUGGUCCAUCUUCGCCUACACCCUCGUGAAGACUGGCGACAACUCGCAGAUGCCCGUUCAGACUGAAGGCACCCCCGCUGGCGAGGGUGACAAGAUUACCAUGCACUACAAGUUCGACGAUGCCUCCGGCAACUACACCCAGACCGUUUCCAUCAACGACAAGGUGGUCUCGACUCUGUCCACCAGCAGCGGACACGCUCAGGGCUGGGGCUCUGCCGUUGAGUGCGGCGAGAACGACUGCGGCACCAUCGGCGCCCACUCUUGGAUCAACACCAAGAUCAUCCUGGACAAGGCUGACCCCAACUACAUCAGCACCAACGGCAAGGGCCAAGGUGUCACCGGCGAGAUGUCCACCAGCGACGGCGGCAAGACUUGGGCCGUCAGCACCAUUGAGAUCCCCGAGUUCACCUUCGGCCAGUAA